Molecule: messenger RNA, 480 nt
Organism: Plasmodium fragile
Lineage: Eukaryota; Apicomplexa; Aconoidasida; Haemosporida; Plasmodiidae
Exons: 3
Coding region: 1-480 (159 amino acids)
Cellular component (GO): intracellular membrane-bounded organelle; membrane
Molecular function (GO): heme binding
Source: RefSeq, a predicted model, not a curated record
AUGGCAAUCAAAAAACUCAAAGUGAUUGGAGACAAGGAUCUCCAGAAGCUGAAAAAAGAGUCCAAAUGUUGCAUCAUUAUAAACGACCUGGUGUAUGACGUCACUGCGUUUUUGGAGCAUCCCGGAGGGUUCGAUGUUCUCAAGGAGCAUGAUGGACAAGACGCAACGAAGGCCUUCCAGCAAAUAGGCCACUCCGCCAACGCACAGAACCUGAUGAAGACGUUCCUCAUUGGCAUUCGAAAAAACUCGGCCCUCUACAAGAAAAAGGCGGCUACCAAGACGGUGCAGGGUAAGGAUGAAUUCGUGGACUACUCCGAGAAGGAGAUAAAGGAGGAAACCGAAGCGAAGGCAAGCGCGAACGCGAAAGGGAAGGCUCCCAAGGAAAAGCUCCCGGAGGAAGAAAAAAUAAACUACCCCCUUGUGGCAUCCGUCAUCCUCCUCUUCAGCAUCACAUAUUAUUUCUUGUUUUUACAAACAUAA